Panicum virgatum (switchgrass) is the source of this 1944-nucleotide messenger RNA. RefSeq names its product glutathione S-transferase T3-like. The coding region runs from base 333 to 1661 and encodes 442 amino acids. The record is from RefSeq and is a predicted model, not a curated record. Lineage: Eukaryota; Viridiplantae; Streptophyta; Magnoliopsida; Poales; Poaceae. The transcript has 5 exons.
CUUAGGCCACGUACAACGCACCGUCGAGAGCUGUCGACUUGCUUCUGUUUUUUACAAAAACCCCCCCACGGAGCAGCAGUUACUCCCGACCCGUCGCCACAUCUGUCUAGGACCCCGUCUCGUGCUCCCAGGCGAAACGGCGACAAUAGCGCCCGUUGUACGGCGCCGCUGCGGGGAGUCGACGGAGGCCGGGAUCCAGUGCGCGGUGGUGGAUUCGUUUCGCGCCCAAGGAACGGGCGGCGGCGGCGGCAACGCAAAAUCUGCUGAAGGUGGAUGCGGCUCGGGUGCGCAAGGCAGCCGCGACGCAAUCGCGGAAGGAUGUGGCGGCGCCGAUGCGGAAGGCCCCGGGGCAAGUUCGGGAUUGGGCGGCGCCGAUGCGGAAGCAGAGGACUUCGGGCGUAGCGGCGCAUGUGCCGGAGCAGAGGACUUUGGGCGGAGCGGCGCUUGUGGGUGCAUAUGGCUCCGGCAGCUUCUUCAAUGGGGGCGCCGACGGUUUCUUUGGCAGUGGUGGACAGAACCCCAUUCAGCCAUGGAUGUCUCAGUCUUCGGAUCCUUCAACAUGGGGUCAAAAUGCAACACCUCCUGGAGGUUUUACAAACCUUAUGCAGCCUACCUUGUCUCAGAAUUUUAAUUUUGUUGGAGAACAUUCUCAAUUUGCCCCAUUCAAGCCGCCACGGACUUUGGAAGACGAUAUACCAUCAGAGGAAGAAUUGUCCACUCCACCAACAACAAAGGGUAAUAAUGCAUAUGUCAAUGUUGACAUCAGUGAUGAGGCACCCAGGACUGAGAAGCGAAUCUUUUGGUCUCAAGAAGAAGAUGUUAGGAUGAUGAGCUCUUGGUUGCUCAACUCAACAGACUCAACCAUUGGUGCUGAUAGGAAGAAUGACCAAUAUUGGUCUGAUGUUGAGGCAACGUACAAUGAGACUACACCAAGUCAUAGGCGUAGAAAUGCCAAGCAAAUCAAGGACCGUUUUCAUAAGGUAAAUAAGUGGACUGACCUUUUCCAUGGUGCUUGGUUGAAGGCUAGAAUGGUUUAUACAAGUGGCUAUAAUGAUCAAAUGUGGAUUGUGAAGGCCCAUGUAUUCUAUAUAAAAGACAAUGAGAAACUCAACCUAGGUCCUUUUGUGUUGAUGGAUGUAUGGAACAUAUUAAAAACUGAAGCAAAGUGGAUUACAUACAACAAUGGGCUGAAAGCAGCAAGGAAAAGAAAGGGUUCAGGCAAGGAGAACGAAGGAGAGGAUAGCAGGGCUAUAGAUGUAGAUGAACUUGAGGAACAACCAAGACCAAUAGGCCAAAAAAAAGCUAAAAAACUAAAAUAUGCCCAGAGUAAGGUGGGGGACCAUAUAGACCUUGAAGAGCUGGAUAAAUUUGGUAAAAUCCAAUGUGAAGAGCAUGCAAAUAGGCUCAAAGUACUAGAAGUGCAGGAAAAGUUAUCAUCUGAGAAGAUUGAACAAGCCAAGCUUGCCCAUCUUGCAGCAAAGGAACAAAAGGAGGCAGCACAGCUACAAAGGGAGGCAAAAAAAUAUGAACUAGAGUGUAAGAUGUUUGACACAUAUAAUCGCCUUUUGUCAAUGGACGUAUCAUUGAUGUCCGAUGAAGAAAAGUUAGAUCAUACAAAUACUAUGAAGUACUUGAAAAAGAAAUUAUUUGUUGAGAAUUGAGGGUUGCUGUCAAGUGUCAACUGAACAAAUUAAGAAGUGUUAUUUUUAUUUUCUAUCCAGUGUCAUUUCUAUUGUAUCAAGUGUGAACUGAAAAUUAAAUAGUGUGGUGGCUAUUUACAUUCAUGUCUGCUGACUGUUUAUUUUCAUCCAUGGGAGUGUGAACUGAAAAUUGUGAGUGUGAACUGAUACAUGUGUGUAUGUGUGAACUGAAGGGCAUGCGUGUAUGUGUGAUCUGAAGGGUUGUGCUGCCGCAAGUAUAAAUAGGUGCCUAGUGUUUUCUGUA